This is a messenger RNA of Ilex paraguariensis (yerba mate), 339 nucleotides long. NCBI's taxonomy places the organism in Eukaryota, Viridiplantae, Streptophyta, Magnoliopsida, Aquifoliales, Aquifoliaceae. The record is from the annotation of a GenBank genome assembly.
AUGGUGUCUGAGUCAUCAUCGCACACUGAUACACACCAGAGCGUCUCGUAUCUUUCCAGCAUGCAUCAAGAUGAUAAAGGAGAGAUUGCACAACGGAGAUGUAACGGCAAUGUAGGUGAGUGCAUGAACGAUGAUGAAGAAAUGAUGAUGGAGUCGGAAACUAGCCGAAGGAUAUUAGAAGAAGGAGCAAGGUAUAUCAGCUACGGUGCACUGGAGAGAGACAAUGUCCCGUGUAAUCGUCCUGGAAAUUCUUACUACAACUGUGUUGCAUCAGGAGAGGUUAAUCCAUAUAGCCGUGGUUGUAACGUUAUCACGCAGUGCGCUAGGUCCAUGUGGUAG